AUGUAUGAGAGGGGGUUGAUGGAAGGAGAAGAAGUACGGGAAGUGAUGGGAAAUAAGAGUUGGGAAAGUAGGGGAAAGGAAAUAAGGAUGAGUAUCGCAGGGGAAGUCAUGGAUAGGAAAGAAUCUAGAGGAAGUGAGAAAAGGAGAAGGAGCACAGGAUGGGAGAAGAGAAAAGAGAGAAAACAAGAGAGAGAGAGAGAGACAGAAGAACAAAAGGAGGGGAGAAAGGACAAGAGAGAAACGGAGAGAAAGAAAAGAAGAUGGAAAAAGUGGACGGAAGAAAAGAAUAAGAAGAAAAGGAUAGGGAGAAAUGGAGCGUUGUAA
Molecule: messenger RNA, 324 nt
Organism: Belonocnema kinseyi
Lineage: Eukaryota; Metazoa; Arthropoda; Insecta; Hymenoptera; Cynipidae
Product: protein PXR1-like
Exons: 2
Coding region: 1-324 (107 amino acids)
Source: RefSeq, a predicted model, not a curated record